Messenger RNA from Phanerochaete carnosa HHB-10118-sp, 1744 nucleotides. RefSeq lists its product as uncharacterized. The record is from RefSeq and is a predicted model, not a curated record. The transcript is spliced from 7 exons. NCBI's taxonomy places the organism in Eukaryota, Fungi, Basidiomycota, Agaricomycetes, Polyporales, Phanerochaetaceae. Gene Ontology annotation, biological process: proteolysis. Bases 467 to 1606 code for a protein of 379 amino acids. Gene Ontology annotation, molecular function: aspartic-type endopeptidase activity.
CGUAGGCUCUUUCUCUCCACGGCAAGUUAUAUCCGCGUGUAGUCAUGAGCUCUUUGCGCGCUGAUUGCGUCGGCCUGAAUGCCGCCUCGUCGAGAACAACAGCCUUGUCAAGAACAUCAACUUCGUUUUCCGUAAUCCUUGCUGAUCGACAGAACAUUCACGUGCACUAUCGACUUCUUGGACCGGACGCAGACGUCGGUAAAAUUAAUAUGCAUUCGAGCCCUGGACAGUGGCGGAGGUGACAGGGCGGCGUGCGAACUCUGAUAUGCACAGGUAGUCAGUAUUACAUGCCAUCACCUGUCUCAUAGCAACCCUUCGCCGUAUUCGCCGAGUUCUUCGAAGCUGGGUGGACCUCGCUCGAUAUAUAUAUAUCGGCUUGGACUGCUGCUUCACCAGCUACGAAGAGAUCUCUCUCUCUCUCUCUCUCAGCAACCUGAUACUUGUCUCUGGAACGCCUCUUAGAAUCAUGGCUCAUCUCGCAGGCAUGAAACUCGCGCUUCUCUUUGGUGUUCUCGGUGGUGCGUACGCCGCUGGGCUCGUGAAGCUGCCUAGGAAUGCAGCGCUUACCACGUACACUACAGUCACGACUGGGAACGACCAGACGUUCGACAACGUGCUCGUCGACACGGGAAGCUCCUCGCUUUGGGUUGGUGCCUCGAGCCCGUACGUCCCGGGCCCCAAUUCGAAAGCCACCGGCGAGACCUUUGGCGUUGGCUACGAGGAGGGCAGCGCGACCGGCCUGGUAUACCUGGACACUGUGACCAUCGGCUCUGCGACGGUGACGAACCAGUAUGUUGGCGCUGCGAACCAGACGUCGCUCCCCACCGACCUUGAGCCUCUGGACGGCUUCAUCGGCCUGUCGUUUAACGGCUCGAAUGCUCACACAAUCAGCGGUAUCGAUGGGCCGACGAACACGUUCCUCGACAGCCUUGUCGAGGAGGGCGUCAUUGAGCAGGCGCUGUGGAGUAUGGUUGUCCCGGCGCUGGAUGUUGCGGCCGGGCAGCAGGUCGGCGAGGGUGAGAUCGUGUUUGGUGGGUACGACGUGAGCAAGGUGCAGGGCGAGAUCGCCUGGCUGGACAUUAUCAACCCGUUCAACCAGUCCAUGUGGAGCUUCAACCUGCGUGCGCCUUCCAGGCCGUACCGAGACGACAGCCAUUCUGAUAAGCAUAUGGAUGGUAUAUACUUUGGAGACAACCAGAUCUCCGCAGAUGGUCCGCUUUUCGUCGACACGGACAGCGGGGACAUCUGGUUGAGCCUUAAUAUUGAGAGUUACCUCGCGAUCCAGAAUGCAGUCCCGGGCGCUGCAGGCGCGUCGAUCAACUCCGAAACUGUGAUCCUCGCGUUCCCCGCGAACGCCUCCCUUGCAGACCUGCCGCCGCUCCACUACUCGAUGAACGCCCAAAACUUCACUCUCACUCCCGAGCAGUACAUCGUCCCGUCCAAUGCGUAUGCCAUACUCAAUAUCACGGGCGACGGCCGGCACUACACGUGGUUUGCGAGCGCUGGCUUCCAGAUGGACGCGAUCCUCGGUCAGGCGUGGCUCCAGUACUUUUAUUCGAUAUACGAUGUCGGGAACAAGAAGAUCGGGUUCGCUAACUACGCUUGAGUAUAGAACUGCUUGCGUGGAGUCCAAAGCAGCUCACAUUCGCUCAAGGAGCUACUCGAUUAUUUCUUGAUGAUAUCGUGAUCUCUCACAGGCAUAAUGAUUCAUUACAGUUUUGCCUGCUCCAAUGUCCUGGCAGUU